Messenger RNA from Paramecium octaurelia, 1424 nucleotides. NCBI's taxonomy places the organism in Eukaryota, Ciliophora, Oligohymenophorea, Peniculida, Parameciidae. The record is from the annotation of a GenBank genome assembly.
AUGUAAUAAGAGAUAAGCAAGGCUUCCUUUUAAAUGUAAUGUUAACGAAAACAUUUCAUAAAGGAUAAGCAAUAUCAUCUUCUUAUAGAUGAUGAUCGCAUAAAAAUAUCGGAGGUAAGACAACAUCCACCUAAAAGAGACAGUAGAUUUUCAAUACUCUAAAUAUCUCCUUGAUCUAAAUUUCGAAAGCUUGAUUUAUUGGAAGGCAGACCAGGAUUAACUUGUUGCUUUUGGUGUGAUGUAUAAUAAAACUCUGAAAUGGUUUCAUGCUGAUUCCUUUGAUUUGUAGCAUCUAUAUAAAUACCUAUGUGGAAGAGUUUUCUUUGGAAACAUAUCAUCCAUUUAUGAGAAUAAGGAGAUGUUGGGCUCUGGAGCUUCAUCAAAAGUAUACAGAGUUGUAAAUAAAUUAACACAUUCUCUAUACGCCUCAAAAUGCAUUCGUAAAGACUACAUCUACAAGAGAGAAGACAAAGAACGAUAUGUAAACAUUUAAUUGAUUUAGAAUCGCAUGAUCCAAGAGAUUGAAUUAAUGAGGAAAUUGGACCAUGAAACCCUCGUAAAAAUGAUUGAUAUUUUUGAAGGAGAAAAGUCGUUCUAUAUCAUACUUGAACUAUUGUAGGGUGAAUCUCUGCAUACGUUUUUUAAAAAACACUCUUUAACACUUACACAGAUUCGAUAGAUCAUUAGUGUAUCAAUUUAUUUAUAUGAUAGAGAUGCUUAUAAGCAUUAUGCUAUUUAGACCUAAAUAACAUAAUUCAUAGGGAUUUGAAAUUAGAAAACGUAGUUUUGAAAGAACAAGGAAAAGUUGAAUCUGUGAAAAUUAUUGAUUUUGGCCUUGCAAUUUAUACAUCAAAUAAUUAACGACAAUUGUGUGGAACUCCUGGUUAUAUAGCUCCUGAGAUGUUUAUUGAAAAAUACCCAUACACUACCAAAGUUGACAUUUUUAGUUUGGGAGCCAUAUUCUAUAAACUAUUGUGUAAGAAACCCUUAUUUCAUGGAAAUACAAGUGAAGAGAUUUUAGAGAACAAUAAAAAGUUCCUUUGGAAUAAUCAUCUCAAAAAUUGUUCUGAUGAAACUAUUGAUUUGAUAAAACAGAUGCUUUAAAGAGAUCCAAAUAAAAGAAUAUCAGCCUACCAAGCUCUGCAACAUCCAUUUUUUGGGGAAAGAUUUAUUGGUAUUGAUUGAAUUAGAUUAGAGUAGAACAAGGAAUAGCUGAAGAGAGUCCUCAUGAAAUAGUAAAGACAUUCCCACUUAUAAAACCUAUGUAAAUAAUUAACUCCAAUGAUAAUAUUCCAGAAAUUAAGAUUUAGGCUAUUAGGGGAGGUUAACAAAGCUUUGACCAAAGCUUAGGAUCUAAUUAUUUUCCAUCGUUUGAUGAGGGUUAUUAGAAACCAAAAAACGGAAGCGAUCAUAUUAUUGAAUGA